Anguilla anguilla (European eel) is the source of this 4094-nucleotide messenger RNA. RefSeq lists its product as uncharacterized. The record is from RefSeq and is a predicted model, not a curated record. The coding region runs from base 1157 to 3730 and encodes 857 amino acids. The transcript is spliced from 23 exons. NCBI's taxonomy places the organism in Eukaryota, Metazoa, Chordata, Actinopteri, Anguilliformes, Anguillidae.
GCCAUAUAUAUAUAUAUAUAUGUAGAUGCAUACUAAGGAACCAAAUUCAAGUUUCAGCGAAUAUUGUGGUCUGAAUACGAAUUAUUACACUGUUACCAUGUUAAUUUGUGGCUCCUAGCAUAAGACGUGUUAGCACCUGUAGUCCGCGUGUUUUCACAUCAAAUCGGGAAAGUAUCAAGCAGACCAGCAUAACUAAUUAAGCCGUGAUAACCGUCAAAUUAAAAUUAAAUGGAGGAAUGGGUUGUGUGUACCUGAAAGAGACAAUUCCAUACAGCCUACAAGUUAUCGCAGAGGCAUGUGGUAACAAUUCGUACACUGCCAUCCUGUGGUGUAAAAUGUCAUCACAUCAAACAAAAUGCCUGUUUCUGGAGGGGGCAAUUAUUUAUUUUUUGUUUGUUUGUUUGUCAUAAAGUACACCGCGUAGCGAGUUUUGAUUCAUUAAAAUGUAGAAAUAGUAUCUUAAUUGUAAUAAUGUGACUGGUAGCCUAUGUCCAUCAUCCAACGUGCUCUUUAAUCACAACACCUGUGUGAAACUGCUUUCGACAUUAAACAACUGUUCGUAUGAAGACCAUCCGAAAACCCUCCAGGGCAAAGGUGGGUAAAACUAGCCUACCACUCCACACUAUAGGACUAGGAUUACAGGUGGGGCCAAUGACUCCUGUUCAGCGAAGCAAGGUUUCAGUUUAUAAAAUCGUUUGCAACGUUUUUCUUAACAUGAACAGGGCCUAGAUGCAAGUUUCUGCUCACACUAAAUGACUGUUAAAUCAAUACUCUGAUGUAUUCGGUUACUUUGGUUAUUAAUAGUCAAUAACGGCGAGGUUACAAUGAUUGAAAGAAAACAGACGAUGUGGUCAUUGUCAAAUACAGCCGCAAAUAUUGAACGACUUUUAAGAUGACGUAGUCCGUUACCAAUCGCAGUUAAACCGCGACAGGCCUAAUUAUUUUUAAAACUUCAGACCCUACUGUUACCCCGACAGUGGCAACUGUGACGCAACAGCAUAACGGUGACAUCUUCAAGUGAAUUCCAAUUGUAUAUAUUUAGCAGACUCCACUUGUUUACUAUCAUUUGACUUGUUUCGUCAUUCAGUAUUACGAACGGUUUUAUACGCUUAUUGAAAUCCAAAGAGGGGACAACCUAAAUAUAAGUCCUGCCAUCAUGGCAGGAAUUCUUAUGCGAUUCCUUCUCUUGCUUUUACUUUUUCAGUAUAGGCACGGACCCCAAUUUAGAAACAACACGGGUUACGCGUUGGUUAACCAAGGUGAUGAGAAUUAUAUUGAAAACUCUUCCCUUCUUUCGUUGGACACCAUUUUAGGAAACCGUGUAAACCGAUUUGGACCUGAACUGGGUGACCCCAGCAGACCCAGUGACAUAUACUUUGAGGCUUUUGUGGAGGAAGCAUCCUUUGCCCAUGACGGUCAGGACGCGACCCCUCUCCCCUCUGCUGUGGCGCUGAUUGAGAUCGACCCAGCGCAGGAGUCCACCUGGCCCAGCUUUACGACCCUCAGACCCGUCUUCCAUCAGACUCUGGAGCAUUUCCACACUUACCUGAGAGAGCUUUUAAGCCAACUGGGCUUUGGCCUUGGAGCCCAGGACCACACCACACCCACUGAAAUCGAUUUCUCUGACAAAACUGAGACCGUUGUGGAGGAAACAUCCUUUGCCCAUGACGGUCAGGACGCGACCCCUCUCCCCUCUGCUGAGGCACUGAUUGAAAUCGACCCGGCGCAGGAGUCCGCCUGGCCCAGCUUUACGACCCUCAGACCCGUCUUCCAUCAGACUCUGGAGCGUUUCCACACUUACCUGAGAGAGCUUUUAAGCCAACUGGGCUUUGGGCUUGGAGCCCAGGACCACACCACACCCACUGAAAUCGAUUUCUCUGACAAAACUGAGACCGUUGUGGAGGAAACAUCCUUUGCCCAUGACGGUCAGGACGCGACCCCUCUCCCCUCUGCUGAGGCGCUGAUUGAGAUCGACCCGGCGCAGGAGUCCGCCUGGCCCAGCUUUACGACCCUCAGACCCGUCUUCCAUCAGACUCUGGAGCGUUUCCACACUUACCUGAGAGAGCUUUUAAGCCAACUGGGCUUUGGGCUUGGAGCCCAGGACCACACCACACCCACUGAAAUCGAUUUGCCUGACAAAACUGAGACCGUUGUGGAGGAAACAUCCUUUGCCCAUGACGGUCAGGACGCGACCCCUCUCCCCUCUGCUGAGGCGCUGAUUGAGAUCGACCCGGCGCAGGAGUCCGCCUGGCCCAGCUUUACGACCCUCAGACCCGUCUUCCAUCAGACUCUGGAGCGUUUCCACACUUACCUGAGAGAGCUUUUAAGCCAACUGGGCUUUGGGCUUGGAGCCCAGGACCACACCACACCCACUGAAAUCGAUUUGCCUGACAAAACUGAGACCGUUGUGGAGGAAACAUCCUUUGCCCAUGACGGUCAGGACGCGACCCCUCUCCCCUCUGCUGAGGCGCUGAUUGAGAUCGACCCGGCGCAGGAGUCCGCCUGGCCCAGCUUUACGACCCUCAGACCCGUCUUCCAUCAGACUCUGGAGCGUUUCCACACUUACCUGAGAGAGCUUUUAAGCCAACUGGGCUUUGGGCUUGGAGCCCAGGACCACACCACACCCACUGAAAUCGAUUUCUCUGACAAAACUGAGACCGUUGUGGAGGAAACAUCCUUUGCCCAUGACGGUCAGGACGCGACCCCUCUCCCCUCUGCUGAGGCACUGAUUGAAAUCGACCCGGCGCAGGAGUCCGCCUGGCCCAGCUUUACGACCCUCAAACCCGUCUUCCAUCAGACUCUGGAGCGUUUCCACACUUACCUGAGAGAGCUUUUAAGCCAACUGGGCUUUGGGCCUGGAGCCCAGGACCACACCACACCCACUGAAAUCGAUUUGCCUGACAAAACUGAGACCGUUGUGGAGGAAACAUCCUUUGCCCAUGACGGUCAGGACGCGACCCCUCUCCCCUCUGCUGAGGCGCUGAUUGAAAUCGACCCGGCGCAGGAGUCCGCCUGGCCCAGCUUUACGACCCUCAGACCCGUCUUCCAUCAGACUCUGGAGCGUUUCCACACUUACCUGAGAGAGCUUUUAAGCCAACUGGGCUUUGGGCCUGGAGCCCAGGACCACACCACACCCACUGAAAUCGAUUUCUCUGAUGAACCUGAGACCGCUGUGGAGGAAACAUCCUUUGCCCAUGACAGUCAGGACGCGACCCCUCUCCCCUCUGCUGAGGAGCUGAUUGGCAGCUCCUCUGAAGAGUGGCAGCUGAACUCCGCCCUGCUCGAGUGGAGCAGCCAGAUGCUGUCCAUCAUGGCCUCUGUGGAAGCUGUCCUAAUCGUUGGCGGAGUCUUCAUUUCACAAUGCAUUGUGAAGUAUGCCUUCCGACGCACUGAGAAGAAACCAGACCGGGUCUGUAGGAAACCACUCGAACAGCAGAAACCGACUCAGGCUGCCCUUACCCAGAAGCCCGUUGAGGAGUCGAAGGCAGACAAAUUGGAGAAGGCCAUGGAACGACUAAUGGCUUACAAGGGGAAGAUGAGGGAGAUCCAUCAACCGAAACCGCCCACACGGGUCACCAUUGAGCAGCAACUGCAGGCGUUGGACAGGGACCUGGUCGAGUGGAAACGCAACGUGCGGGCUGUGGAAUCAGACAUGGAAGAGAUGGGGAAAAUGCUCUCUGACUGGAAAGCGGACUUGUCCAGGAUCAGGUUCCCCUCCCAGGUCGAGUGAGUACAGAGUCCCCACUGCACACCUGGGCUGUUGGACUCUGACCAAUCAAACCUGAUCUACCAAGCUCUUCACCAAUCAAAACUCACCUAACAGAGCCGUACCAAGCUUCUCACCAAUCAAAACUCACCUAACACAGGUGUACCCGGCUCCUUUCCAAUCAAACCUGAUUUACCAAGCUCUUCACCAAUUAAAACUCACCUAAUAGAGAUACACCAAGCUUCUCACCAAUCAAAACUCAUCUAACAGAGCUGUACCAGGCUCCUCACCAAUAAAACUGAUCUAACAGAGCUUAAAAUUUAAAAAAUUCAUUGUCCUGUAUCUGAACUAUUUCUCUAUCAAUAAAGCAUUGUUCAAAAAAAUGAAA